UCCACAAGCACAGCUAAGCUAGCUGGCAUCCGUUACACAAGACUGUCCGUGCUUGUCAUCGCCCAUCGAUGCGAACCGCGUAUGUGAAUGCGAACGAAGGACGCAUUCCUCUCGCUUGAGGUCAGGCCCCAGUCGUCAUCGCCGCAUUGAGCUCCGCAAUGCUCACGCCGCCCCGGCCUCGCGGUGUAGGAAGCGGAUCACUUCUCACGGCCCAGCACGGCUAAUGUGUGUGUUGACAGGUCGAGGCCGUGGAGAGUUUCUGUUCUGCGCGAGUCUCUUUCUCUGAGGAUUAUUGCUCUGCUACGCCUGGCUGAGAUCCACUCCUCGCAUUUUGCUUCUGUUGUUCUUGUUCUUGUGACAAACAGUGAAUUACUGGGAUUGAUUAUUUGAUGAGUGGAUGCAUUUUGAAAUAUAUUGUACUUUGAAUGGCCAGAUAUCGGUUUCUCUGUGUGUGUGUGUGUGUCUGUGUCUGUCUGUGUGUGUGUGUGUGUGUGUGUGCGUGUGCGUGUGCGUGUAUAGCCAAGAUAAAACAUGACUGAAUCAUGCAUCGAACCAACUUCACUAGAGUUGUAUCCUUCAGUGUGAUAUGAGGUAAAAUGACCCAUUUUUCUUUCUCUUCUGUCUCCGCAGCUGUGAAUUCUUUUUUUUUUUUUUUUUUUUUUUAAACCGUGAGUGAGACCGCAAGAGGACCUGAGUGGAACUGAGAGCCUCAGCAACCAGGAACCAGGAAGCUCUGCCAGGGGACCAGUGCUUUUGGGGCUCAACCCAGUGAAGGCUCAGCGUUUGGGGGGGAUGUGUCGCGGAGGGGAGGGGGCCAUGUGGAGCGGACGCUUUCUCCUCCUCGCCUGUGUCCUGGCUCCGCUGGCACUCGCGUUCAGUCGUGCGCCAGUGCCCAUGGCGGUGGUGAGGCGGGAGCUGUCGUGCGAGGGUUACCCCAUCGAGCUGCGCUGCCCGGGCACCGAUGUCAUCAUGAUCGAGAGCGCCAACUACGGACGCACCGACGACAAGAUCUGCGACGCCGACCCGGCUCAGAUGGAGAACACGCGCUGCUACCUGCCGGACGCUUACAAGAUCAUGUCCCUCAAAUGCAACAAUCGAACGCAAUGUGCGGUGGUGGCCGGGCCCGAAGUCUUCCCUGACCCCUGCCCUGGAACAUAUAAGUACCUGGAGGUGCAGUACGAGUGUGUCCCAUACAAAGUGGAACAGAAAGUUUUCUUGUGUCCUGGACUGCUGAGGGGCGUAUACCAGAGCGAGCACCUCUUCGAGUCGGACCACCAGUCCGGGGCUUGGUGCAAGGACCCACUGCAGGCGUCCGACAAGAUCUACUACAUGCCAUGGACGCCGUACCGCACUGACACACUCACCGAGUACUCGUCCAAGGAGGACUUCAUCGCCGGACGGCCCACCACGACCUACAAGCUGCCACACCGCGUGGACGGCACGGGGUUCGUAGUGUACGACGGCGCGCUCUUUUUCAACAAGGAGCGCACGCGUAACAUCGUCAAGUUCGACCUGCGCACGCGCAUCAAGAGCGGAGAAGCCAUCAUCGCCAGCGCUAACUACCACGACACGUCGCCCUACCGCUGGGGCGGCAAGUCCGACAUCGACCUGGCGGUGGACGAGAAUGGCCUGUGGGUCAUCUACGCCACCGAGCAGAACAACGGUCGCAUCGUCAUCAGCCAGCUCAACCCGUACACGCUGCGCGUGGAGGGCACGUGGGAGACGGCCUACGACAAGCGCUCGGCCUCCAACGCCUUCAUGAUCUGCGGCGUGCUCUACGUCAUCAAGUCCGUCUACGAGGACGACGACAGCGAGGCGACGGGCAACAAGAUCGACUACAUCUACAACACAGAGCUCAGCAAGGACAGCUACCUGGACAUCUCCUUCCCCAACUCCUACCAGUACAUCGCCGCCGUGGAUUACAAUCCCCGCGACAACCUGCUCUACGUCUGGAACAACUACCACGUGGUCAAGUACUCGCUGGACUUUGGCGCCCUGGACAACAGACUAGCAAUUAGUGUCAGCUGGGUGAGUCGUCGUCUGAGUCUGGCCGCGGCCGACGGCCUGGAGAUGGAGAGUGUCUGGCCCCCUCGUGUCACCAGGAGUUUGGGCUCCCUGGUGGACGCGUCACUGUUUGCCCAGCGGCUGACCUCCAAGGAGUUAGCCAAGGAGGCUGCUGUGCUGACAGAGAGGAAAAGACAGAUCGCCGGCCGGAGCGAGAGACAGAGGGAUGGGGCCGAGAGGAGAGACGAGAGACAACGUGAUGGAGUGCUGAAUGUGAUCUUCCUCGGAAUCGCGCUCUACAAAAUGUUUCAUCACACGGCGAUCCUCAAGCCAGAUUCUGGCUGCUUGGACAACAUUAAAUCCUGGGUGAUCGGUGCCAUUGCGCUCCUCUGCCUGCUGGGCCUGACCUGGGCCUUUGGCCUGAUGUACGUCAAUGAGAGCACUGUGAUCAUGGCCUACCUCUUCACCAUCUUCAACUCCCUCCAGGGCAUGUUCAUCUUCAUCUUCCACUGCGUCCUACAGAAGAAGGUGCGUAAAGAGUAUGGGAAGUGCCUGCGUACGCACUGCUGCAGCGGGAAGAGUGUGGACACCUCCAUGGGCUCCGGCAAGAGCACGGCCUCACGUGUCCCCGGACGCUACGCCUCUGGCUCACAGAGUCGGAUCCGCCGCAUGUGGAACGACACAGUCAGGAAGCAGUCCGAGUCCUCUUUCAUCACGGGCGACAUCAACAGCUCCGCUUCGCUCAACCGAGGUGCCAUGGCUAACCAUCUUAUUACUAAUGCACUGCUGCGGCCCCAUGGCACUAACAAUCCCUAUAACACAUUGCUUGGGGAGUCGGCCAUCUAUAACAACCCGUCGGUCAGCAUGUACAACGCGCAAGAGCCCUACAGAGAGACAAAGGGUCUCCUGAACAAUGCCCGGGAUACAAGUGUUAUGGAUACUCUACCGCUGAAUGGUAACCACGGCAACAGCUACAGCCUAGCCAGCGCCGAGUACAUGAGCGACUGCGUGCAGAUCAUCGACCGCGGCGGCUACGGCGGCCACAAGGAGACCACCCUGGAGAAGAAGAUCCUCAAGGAGCUCACGUCCAACUACAUCCCCACGUACCUGAACAACCACAACCACGCGCACACCCACGAGCGGUCCAGCUCGGGCUCCGAGCACGGACGCAACCUCAUGAACAAGAUGGUCAACAACGUCAGCAACGGGGGCAAGGACACGCUGGGGCUGGGGCUGGGCAGCCUCGGGAGCCUGGGGCUGGGCAGCGGCGGAGGCAGCCUGGACCUGGGCGACUCGUCCUCGGCGUACAAUCACCACCACCACGACGACGACGGCAGCGGCACCAUCGGCGGCGGUCUGGAGCUGAUCCGGGAGGAGUCGCACGCGCCCCUGCUGCCGCCCCGCAUCACGCCCACGGACAACCACACCCUGCACCACCUCCACAGCCUCCAGCAGCAGCACCACCACCACCUCCACCCGCACCCCUUCUCGUCGUCCUCCGGCUCUUGCGCCGGACGCCGGCUGCCCCAGGAGACCAGCGAGAGCUUCUUCCCGCUGCUGGGCGGCGAGCAGACCCAGGGCGACACGCCGUCGCCGCAGAGGGACUCGCUGUACACCAGCAUGCCCGAGCUCGCCGACGGGGACACCGCGGUCAGCAAGGAGCCGCUCGGGGGAGACGAACACGGGAAGGGUUGCGGAGGCAGCGGUGGAGGAGGAGUGGACCCGAUCGACGACGUCUACUACAAGAGCAUGCCCAACCUCGGCUCCCGGAACCACCUCCACCAGCUCAGCUCCUACUACCAGCUAGGGCGGGGCAGCAGUGAUGGAUUCAUCGUGCCGCCCAAUAAGGAAGACCCCUCCCCGGAGGACCCGCCUCCUGAGGCAUCCCAUCUGGUCACCAGCCUAUAGGAGGCGAUCGCCUGACAAAAACGCCACGCACACCUAUCCGAUGCCACCUGGUCCCCUUCAGUGCCCCGUACCUGGUCACUUACAUUGGCUCCAUCUUCUUCUUCAUGGUCAGUCGUCGGCUGUUGUAGAUGAUCUCUUUGGUUUGUUCCUUAACUGUUUUUUUUUUUUCUCCCGAUUUUUGUGUAUUUUUCAGGAACAACAGCAACAAUGGCAAAAACAUAUACACAAACACACACAAACAAACAAAUGGACGAAAAACAUGGACGCCAAUAUGAUUGAAAGGUUGUGGUGAAUCUUUGUUCUGAUGGCGAAAAAAGAACUCAACAAUGUGCAUUUUAGGAGGCAAAAUGAGGAGGCAAAACGUUUGAUUGGACUAACUUGUCUCCUCUUCGCUCUUGAGAACUAUACCUGACCAGGUCGGAAUUUCAAACUGCAUCUUGUAACUUAACGUUCCAAAGGAAUUGCAAACCAUCUGAAAACAAUUGCGCAACUUGCUGAGUGUGUAGAAUAAACAACAACAACGACAACAAUUAAAUCAAACAAACAAGCGUGACAAGAAAAAACUAUUUUAUUAUACUUCUGUAUCCAUAUUUGCUUUUUAAAAAAACCUGUCUUUUCUUCCUAUCUGGUGAAACACAGCACAUUUUGCUGCAGUGUCCGUGCAAAUCAAGCAAAAAUGACAAAAAAAAUCACAAAAACUUUGAACAGUUUCGCAAAGGACAUCUUUAUCAAUAUGCCCUAGAGCAUAUUUUUUGUUGUUUUUUCCUUUUUUUGCUGUAUUAAUAACAAUUAUUAAAAGAGGGAAAAAAACUAAUACCAGAGAAUUAUAAGAUAUUUCUAUGUAAAUGUACAGAAAUUAGCAUUGCACAUAGUAUGCUUUUUUGUUCCACCAGAAAUCUUUGUCCCUGUAAAUGUUGUGAAAAGAUGCUAAUUUUCGUCCCUUUCUGUUGUGAUGGUCUUGCAGGUUUUAUUGAAGCGCUUGGAGCGCUGUUCCUUUAUUUAGCUUUUUUUAUCCACCUUCCUUUCGAUUCUGCCUUUCACAGUUCACUAGCAAAGACUUAAGCAACAGAAAUCGAAAAACCAUGGAAACAAACUCAUGGCUUACUUAGCAGUUAUCAUUUUCAGUAUUAUAAUCACUGAUGUUUUGUUUCAAUCAUUUUUCAUACUGUUUUACCGUUGUUGUUUUUUCUUUUAGUAUUAUUUUUUAUUUUCCUCUGUGUAGAUAAAACUUGUUGAAAGAGAAAGGGAUGUGGUUUUAGCUAACUGUUCAAAAGAUCAGAUGUUUUUUUGCCUAAAUUCUUUGAGGGUUCAAAGUUUGAAGAUUAAAUGUCAUACGAAAGCACGAGGUGACAGAUGAGAGAUCCUUGAUUAAUGCUGAGUAACCAAUUUAAUUCCUCCAAUUGAAUAACACAGAGGGCAAAGUUUCAUGUCUUAACAUGACAUGAGAUGACUAGCUGGACAUGUCUCACGUUCUCUCCCCAGUAGAGAAAACAUAUUUAUUUAUUUGUUAAGAAAAUGAACAAAAGUGUUCAGGAAGAUGCAGAACAGCAGUGGCGUUUUUUUUUUUGUUUUUUUUUUUGUUUUUAAUCUUUUCAUUUUAUUUAUUCAUUUCUGUUCUCCUGUUGGUUUUCAAGUUGAUUGACCUCAUAACUAAUAUCUGUUGUAACGGUGAAACUUGUUUGCCAACAAAUAAAUUACCGAUUAAGAUUUACCACGUAGCCAUUGCUAAGGGCUUCUGUUGUCUGUGUAACUUGUUACCAGUUGAGCAUCAAGUGCAUUAGUCCAUUACCUUAAGCUUGCAAUCAGGCUUUGUAUUGUGGUUGGGGGGGGGGGAUAGCCAACUCGAGAUCAAUGGUUAGAUGCAAAUGAUUAUACACUCUGUAGAUGAUGCUGAUGUCUUCACAGAUGUUUGUGGCAACAUUUCAAUUGAUACGGAUAAAGAGCUAAUAAAAGGAC
This is a messenger RNA of Alosa sapidissima (American shad), 5868 nucleotides long. Its product is annotated as adhesion G protein-coupled receptor L3-like. Gene Ontology annotation, cellular component: membrane. Lineage: Eukaryota; Metazoa; Chordata; Actinopteri; Clupeiformes; Clupeidae. The transcript is spliced from 14 exons. The record is from RefSeq and is a predicted model, not a curated record. Gene Ontology annotation, molecular function: G protein-coupled receptor activity; carbohydrate binding. Gene Ontology annotation, biological process: G protein-coupled receptor signaling pathway. The coding region runs from base 793 to 3912 and encodes 1039 amino acids.